AAAAGCCUUUCCUCAUCCAGUAACCUCAGGAAGCACAUGAGGAUCCACACUGGACAGAAGCCCUACAGCUGUGACCUCUGUGGUAAAACCUUUAGCCAGGCUAGCAAUUACAGAGUCCACAGCAAAAUCCACACUGGAGAGAAGCCCUUUAGCUGUGACCUCUGUGGUAAAACCUUUAAACAGACUGGGGAAUUAACAGUUCACCGCAGAAUCCACACUGGAGAGAAGCCCUACAGCUGUGACCUCUGUGGUAAAACCUUUAGCCAGGCUAGCAAUUACAGAGUCCACAGCAGAAUCCACACUGGAGAGAAGCCCUUCAGCUGUGACCUCUGUGGUAAAACCUUUAAACAGACUGGGGGAUUAACAGUUCACCGCAGAAUCCACACUGGAGAGAAGCCCUACAGCUGUGACCUCUGUGGUAAAACCUUUAGCCAUGGAUACAGUUUCACAGCUCACUGCAGAAUCCACACUCGAGAGAAGCCCUACAGCUGUGACCUCUGUGGUAAAACCUUUAGCCAGGCUAGCAAUUACAGAGUCCACAGCAGAAUCCACACUGGAGAGAAGCCCUUCAGCUGUGACCUCUGUGGUAAAACCUUUAAACAGACUGGGGGAUUAACAGUUCACCGCAGAAUCCACACUGGAGAGAAGCCCUACAGCUGUGACCUCUGUGGUAAAACCUUUAGCCAUGGAAACACUCACUGCAGAAUUCACACUGGAGAGAAGCCCUAUAGCUGUGACCUCUGUGGUAAAACCUUUAGACAGGCUGGGGAUUUAACAUAUCACCGCAGAAUCCACACUGGAGAGAAGCCAUACAGCUGUGACCUCUGUGGUAAAACCUUUAGGCGGGCUAGUGGUUUAACAGUUCACCGCAGGAUCCACACUGGAGAGAAGCCCUACAGCUGUGACCAUUGU
Molecule: messenger RNA, 912 nt
Organism: Hypomesus transpacificus
Lineage: Eukaryota; Metazoa; Chordata; Actinopteri; Osmeriformes; Osmeridae
Product: zinc finger protein 271-like
Exons: 2
Biological process (GO): regulation of transcription by RNA polymerase II
Cellular component (GO): chromosome
Molecular function (GO): chromatin insulator sequence binding
Source: RefSeq, a predicted model, not a curated record